Haliotis rufescens (red abalone) is the source of this 7389-nucleotide messenger RNA. RefSeq lists its product as uncharacterized. The coding region runs from base 114 to 6542 and encodes 2142 amino acids. Gene Ontology annotation, cellular component: cytoplasm. Lineage: Eukaryota; Metazoa; Mollusca; Gastropoda; Lepetellida; Haliotidae. Gene Ontology annotation, biological process: protein ubiquitination. The transcript has 41 exons. The record is from RefSeq and is a predicted model, not a curated record. Gene Ontology annotation, molecular function: metal ion binding; ubiquitin-protein transferase activity.
ACCUAAUUCAGCCAUGUCAUUCCUAAAAAUAGACAAACGCGGGUAUAGCCACAAAGCGAAAGUACAAGUAGCCAUCACACGAAGGUCGUGAGGAAAUAUCCCUUGGUACAACAAUGGAAGAUAUACACGAUAGACAUCUCCAUUUCCGACAAUUUGGUCCAGGGACUGCCUUUGUUAGUGACAGACAGUGUUGCAUUAUUGUUGAUAUCUGCACGAACUAUGCUUGUAUUGACAGAUUACAUACUGCAGAGUGUACAACACUGUUUCACCUGCACUGGGAAGACACCGACAGUGGGAGUGAGACAUCCAGUAUCACAGUGACCGAGGCCAAAGCACAGCACGAAUCUACAGUUAUAACCCCUUACCUUGUUAGCAACCUCCUCAAGGAUCAAGCAGCAUUACAUGAAUUCACGAGCACGAUGCUGACUGCACACCGGGUUAAGCUGAUCCACAUGGAAUACGCUCCACUUGCUAUGACGUUCGAGCACUGUGGUGAUUCAGACAGAGAAGCAUUGAUCUCCGUGAAGCACAAGGUUCUCCUGUUGGUGAAAGAAUUCGUAAAACAGUCAACAGGAUUUGAACGUUUGGAAACAUUGAAUAUUGAAAUACAUGAAGGAAAACCAAUAUCGUUUGGAAAUUUAACUUAUCAGUGUUGCAUGGCAAACGUUGUGGGAAUAGCGUCUUCAACAGGACACAAGGAAACACCGCACGUGAUUCCAGAUACGAUAGAAAAGAGAUUUAAUAGUAUUGAAGAGAAGCUUUCUCACCAAAAGAAAUUCAUGGAAUCUCAAUUUGUUGGUCAAGAUAAACAAUAUGAAGACAUUCGAUUGUCAUUAUGCAACAUUUCUGCGGCUAUGAGUGAUAAUUCUCACAACCUGUGGAAGGUAAACUGUGAACAGAAGGUUCAGCAAAAUAUCCUCGAUCUCCCUGAGACCGAUCUUGAACGUUUGGAUUCAAUUUAUCCUUCCGAAAGAGAUAUACUUACUGAUGAAGGGGAAAAGACAAAUGAACUGCAGAGAGAGGACAUGGUGGGUGUGAAUGACAACCGAACUACUGUAGAUGGGGACACUGAGAUGAAGGUAGAACAAGAUAAACAUGAUGACAAAUCAGAGCGGGAAAACAACUGUGUCGAUGACGAAGCCUGCCCUCGUGAAGUAGACGUGAAUGGAACUUCGUUUGGCAACAAAGGUGAAAAUCAUCAGCUUGAACAUACUGCCCAAGACAUCAAACAGAACCCAGUUCCUCAACAGAAUGUUCGAUUUCAAUUUGAGAGAAGUCAUUACAAUGAUGAGAGGUUUGUCAGUAAGGUAUCAAACCGGAACAGUGGAAUAAGAAGGCAGUACAAUGACGAGGUGAAUGACGGCUACGUAUACCCUGGGAGUAACUACAGAGGCAGCCAGUACGUAAAUGCAUAUGACAGUACCCACCAAACAUCUCGGAACAGAUAUCGAACUACGUAUGGGCCUGCCGUUAGUGCACGGUGCCAACUAAAUACCACAGCUCGUAACACACAGUACCAGAGAAGACAAACGUCAUCAUUACCUCGAAUUCAAGACUUGUUAUUUGGACCCAGUGGUACGGCAUCAGAGUCCGACGCCUUCCCUGAUAUACAAACUGAGGAUCUAAAUUUUGACUUGAUAAAGAGUACUCAGCGCAUUGCAUCUGCCCAGGAAAGCAAGUAUGGGGAACCGAGAAAGGAGAAAAUCGACGGAGACGAACAAAAGCAGAAACACUUUCGUCUGAUGUUAGAAUGUAUCAUCGGUGACAGUCCCUACUGGAGCAGAAUAUGGGCCAGUGUGGAAGAAGCAUUACUUGAAGAUGAGACUCCUGUUCCAAGAUUUGACCUGGCCCUGGAUACAGUCAUAUGUAUGGACACAUCCAGUAGCAUGCGGGGAGACCCUUUCCAAGAAAUGAAGAAAAUCACCACAGAUUUUAUCAAUGGGAUUGAGGACAUUGCAGAACGCUAUGAUGUUGAAGAAAAUAUUGCUCUGGUUACCUUUGGAGGAAGGGCAAACGUGGUUCAUCACUUAUCGAACGACUAUGGCAGUCUUCGCGAUGCACUAGAAAAGAUCAAACCCGGCGGUCCCUCUCCAAUCAUGGAAGGUGUUCUUGUCUCAAUGGCAUGUCUGGCAAAAGGUGGUGUAUUCAAGAUCAGUAACAGUAUGCAGCUUCGGCCACGAAUUAUAUUCCUAACUGAUGGCCUGCCAACAGGGGAGAUGCCCCAGACAUCACAGGACAGCAUGUUUACAGGGGAAAUGGAUAAAGAACGGAUCUCGAGAGCAUUUGCAGAGAUUAGAAGCAGACAACUCGACGAUUAUCUACCCGAUGAAAUUGUUUUUGUUCCCGUGGGAAUCUCUUGUAACAUGAAUUGCCUCCAAGCCCUUGCGUCAUAUUGUGAUGGAACAGUGGCAGACGCUUCAUCGGUGGCCAAGUUACCAACAUACCAAUUUCUGCACAAAAGUGCGAUUCGUGCCAUUGACUACAUACGAGACAACGACCAGGACUCGGCACUGUUUCGUGCGGGGUUACAAGGGGUGUUUAUGGAUAUGGAACCUGGGCUGGACAGUUCAGACAGGCGGGUGGUGUACAACAUACUUGCCCCGAAGGUUGACGCCUUGAUCAACCACGGCUCUGUCAACAAUUUUCAAAACAUACACGAGGACCCGGGACUGCCUCCCCUCGGUUCCAGAGUCGUCAGAGGGCCAGACUGGCUGUGGGGAAAUCAGGACACUGAGGGCCCAGGGACAAUAUUCAACCACGCGCUUGACAACAUUGUGUGGGUGAUGUGGGACAAUGACCACUCGAAUGCGUACAGAUAUGGACAGAAGGACAAGUACGACGUCAUCACAGUGGAGGACCAGCCUCGAGUCCUCAAUGAAUACUUGAUUGCUGUCGGUGUUCAGGUAGAGAGAGGUCCUGACUGGCAUCUUCUGUACGGGAAUCAGGACGGUGGACCGGGAAGCUACGGCAGCGUCAUUCGGGUUAUGGUGGGGAAAGUCAAGGUUCGAUGGCAGAGUGGUCGAAUGUACACCUACAGAUACGGCAUUGGAGGAAUGUUUGACUUAUCUAUUCGGGACCCUGUUGCCUCCAUCCUUGAAACAACUGCCAAAUCAGAAGUAUAUUCAAGCAAUACUUCAGGGCAUGAAGGUGUGCAGACGUUGCAGGAAGACAGGCCACACGUAUGGCAGAGACAGGACAAACAGAAUGGCUGGGAAUCAUACACAGAACUCAAUGACGCUAAAUUGAAGAAGGAAUAUGGGAAAAACUCACAAGGUUCCUGUUUAGUUCAGAGACAUGGAGAGAGUUUCAGGGUAUCAUUCAAAUCCCUACAAGAGCGCUCUGUAACUGACAAAACCUGGGUUCCGGUGCGGAAAUAUUUUGAAUAUACAACUGAUACUGGAAUUCUCCUUACAUCAGAUACCAUGACAGAUACCCGGUUUACCACGAUCAGUCCUGAUGUACAGCCCUACACGGUUCAAACGUGGGAUAAGGAAACACAAACUGAUCGUUCUCUACCAGAUGGAAGGGAAAUACAAUUCCGAGAAAUUCGCGGAAACCAUAUUCUGCAAAUUGGUUCCAACACAGUUGUUGACAUAAUAGUAACGAAGGACUUUUUGCAAAUGGCAAAGGAGGAUGGGGAAUAUUUAGUUUGUGAUAAGAACACACCAGUCGUCAUGCUAAAAUGGAGUGUAGCUAAAGAAAAUGAAUCGGAGGCAGUUAAAGCUGUGAAGUCACUUUGGAAACUACAGUUGAAGGAACUUUUUGAGAGCAUGUAUGGACAAGUAUUGUCACAUUUGUCACACAACUUCUUUUCGCCUCUCAGGGAAUUAAUUGUGGAUAUUUUCAAAAAGUAUGACGCCAAACUGGCUGGAAUCUUCAGUGGCUCUCUUCUGUUUGUGUUCUGGCAUGCUGAUGAAGAGUCAGCACAGAGCAUGGUUGCUGGCAAGGAGGUGGUGCGGGAGAUGUUCCAUCAGCUGCUGUUGGGUAUGGGCAAGGGGGAAAUAGAGUUCACGCUUGAUGCAGCUGUAGAUACAAGUGACAGUAUGGAGGCUGUAGCAAGUGGCAAAGUAGGUGGUGGUGAAGAGGUUGAUGCUGAUCCUCUGGCAAGUCUCACUGAAGGAAUUGAUCCUCUGACUGAUGCAAAUAUCCAACUAAAGACCAACGAGGAGACCUCAAAGAAAGGAGCGGAUUUGAAAGAGCUCGAGAGUAGAUUACAAUCAAUGGAAAGCAGCUUCAGAAGGAUGCAGCGCGAGAUGAAUGAACAUAUGGACAGUACUCGCGGUGAUAUGGGAAGAGGAUUGAAGGAGAUGAGAGACGUUACACAGACCCUCAUAGAAACUGUGCUGAAGAAGACAUCAGAGACACCACAGGACAAGGAACCGACGCGAUCUGAACAUACUCUACCCACUGAUCCGCUUGAUGUGUCAGCACUGAUGGAGAAGAGACAAGGUUUUCCGAUCGCCCCAAUGACUUUGGUGCAGUUCCAGCAAACGGCUUACGCGGCGAAUAUGGUGAAUGCAGUGACAGCAGACAGUUCCCUCAGAACUAAGUCAACUGACCAGCCAACAUCCAUGACCGAGCGCAAUGAACCCACGGAAGUAGCAUCUAAUGUAAUGGUAGAAGAAGCAGCAGAUGAACAGCAAAUGUCAGGACCAGGUUCAGCUGACAUACCUGUAUCCCUUGAAGGUACAGCGAUUGAGAAGGAUACAGGGAUCCUUCCAUCAAGAUCCGCAAAAGACAUUCCAUGUGAACCAAAUGAUUGCGCAGUACCUGCAAAGCAAAAGUAUGGAGAGGCUGAGCAGCUGUUGAGCUCCCUGAAUGUAGCUGAUGUGGGAGUGGGGGCAUCUGAUCCGGGAGUGAGACGUUUGACUGUGGCUGUGGCUGCAGCUCUGGUUCACGAUGUUCCACCACCACCGAGGGCAAUGAGCUUGGACACUCUCUUAUGCAUUGAUGUAUCAGACAGCAUUGGGAUGCCAGGCUUAGAGGAGGUCAAGCAGAUUGCUAAGAACUUUGUAGAUGGAAUUGAGGACAUAGCUGAGCAGCACGGACUGGAGGAGAAUGUGGGCGUGGUGUCACUGGGAGGAGGAGCCAAGGUCGUCCAGCAGCUCACCAAUGACUAUGGAGCUGUCAGAGAUGCUAUAGGAAACCUGGUCUGUUGUGGAAGAAGUCCAAUAUUCGAAGCUCUCCUGGUAUGUGUUGCGGCAAUGAAAGAAGGAGGGGGAGUAUUAAGCGUUGGAGGAGCACACAAGAUACGGCCAAGGAUAAUAUUUAUCACAGAUGGCCUGGCUACUGAUGAAAGCUACCCAGUAGGACAAGAUACAGCCUCAACAGAUCUCAAUACAAAAAUCCAGUUAAUCCAACUGAUGGGCGAACUUUCCCCAAAGAAGAAUAGUUCAACUCCACAUCCAAUAACAUGGGUCCCUGUCGCAGCUGCGGACAGGUCAUUCCUUUCGUCCCUCUCAAAACUUGGCGACGGAAACAUUGUUGAGGGAAAGGAUAUUACAACUCUUUGCACCUACUACAGAGUACAGGAUAGCAUUGGGAAAAUUUACAUGUGUGUAGAAUCUCGUGAAUGGGAAAACUUGAGCGAGGCCGUGGAGGUAAUGGCGGGGGCCUUUAUCGGAGAUAUGACGCCUGAAGAGAAGCGUUCCAUCAUUCAAGAAGUGAAGGCGAAAAUUGAAAGAAAGGACUCUAGCGCUGUUGAUGAUGAUCCUGAUGAUUUUGACAACCUAAAGGAGCUAAAGGACUUGCCUCCUCUUGGGUCAAGGGUCAGCAGAGGUCCUGCCUGGAAAUACCAGGACCAAGAUGCAGGUGGACCAGGCACAGUCAUCAAUCAUGCUGAUGAUGAGAAGCAUGUCUGGGUCGAGUGGGACUUGAACAGUGUUGCAUGUCGAUACAGAUUUGGCUCCAAGGGCAUGUAUGACAUCAUUGAGGAGGAUAACCAACCGAGGAUUCUAAAGCCGGAUGAGCUGAUUGAGAUUGGAUGCAGAGUGAGAAGAGGCGAUGAUUGGUCAAGUGGUGAUACAGCUGGAGGCCCUGGUAACAUUGGUGUUAUCAUCAGGAAAAGGCAAGAUGGCAAAGUGAAAGUGAGGUGGCACAAUGGGGUAAUUCAAGCCUGUAACUAUGGGUACGAUGGAAAAUUUGAACUUGCGAUAUGCUCCUUAGAAGAUAUCAUACCUUCCGGACAGAGAGAAACGACACUCAGUGCGGAUGUUGCUUCAAAGAAAGGCCAUGCUAUGCCAACUCCAGAGAAGCCUCACGUGCUGUGGCAGUGGCACGAUGACCGAGGCCAGUGGCGGUUAUAUGAUGGGGGAGAUACUGACAAACUAAACAGAGAAUUUGCCCGAAAACCAACCGGAUCCUGUAUAUUACAGAAGCAAGGGAGAAGCUUCCGUGUUUUGUUCAACUUGAUGAAAGAAAAAUGUGUGGAAUAUAGCACCAUGCAUGAAGUGAGACGUCUAGUUGUGAGUGAUGAAGACCGAGAUGAAUUCAUCGCCAAGGAAAUUUCAAUCAGUGAUGAAAGUUCAUGGACAUCAUGUUAGAUCUCCAAAUGAGGAGGAUCUUGUACAUACAAUGAUUUGGAACCAAUUUAACACUGUCCUUUUACCAGUACCUAUUACAACAACGUGUAUAAUAAAUACUGAUACAUCUACACACGUAUUCAAUGCAACCCACUUCAUGACACCCUCAGUCUGAAACCAUUAAGUGUUUAAUAUAUUCUGUCAAUGACAGAAUAUGUUGUUUCCAGGGUAUGAUGUGGACUCUACGAGGUUUGCAACUGUAUUUGUUUGGGAAAUAUGCAUAAUACGUUUCGUACCGAUGUAACUUAUUGCUACUAAAUUGAAACUAAAUGGAGCACGUUUGUACUGUUGAUCAUUGGGAACAAAACAAUACCUUUGAUAUGUUAUCCAAUGCAGGUCAGUUUUAAACACACAUUAUACAUAUAGAUAUAUGUCGGAAUAUUUUCGUAACACAACUUAUAGCAUAGUGUCCAAUACGUAAGUUGCUCACACCUGAACCUGAUAACAAUAACUGAGAUGUGUGGUCUCAUCUGAUUCAAUGAACUAAUGCAAUUUGGAAUGAUCUUUCAUCCAUAUUGGAUAUCUGAAUUUAAUAACCUUUCAUGUGGCAAGAAAUAUUGUAAAUAAAACCAUACUUUUUAAUGACUAAAUCUUUCAUUGGUCUUAUGCGCGUAAUUUGAAAUAACUAUAACUGCAUAUUUCUUGAAAUUACGGGAUGUCACAUAAUGACGACUCUAUAGUCAACUAAUAUCCAGUAUCCUACGAAUGAGGUAUUUUACCUUGGACGUGAGUGCUGAUUGAGUCUGGCAAGAAACCAACAUUUUUGGUAUUGGUUUCUGUUCUCAUUUUCAAUAAAGUAUAACUUUUC